UCCUCCCAAUCAACAGAGGGUGAUAUAAGCUCAAGCUCCACAGGGCGUCAGUGCCAUGCGGUACAUAGUGACUCAUAGAGAAAGGUCUGGCAAGGUGCUUUGCUAUGUUAGUAGUUCUCAUUUUUGCUUCCUUGUCAGCACCUUUUGGAGACCGUCAAUGAAGAUUCACCACCCACUGCUGUUUGUAAAUACUGCAUUUACCGGUAAUCAAUUUGACUGAAGCUGCUUCUGGGAUCCGCCAUUCGCCACAGCUCCCUGACGUCCCCUACCUGGAAGAACUGUACCGCACUGAUUAACAAACCUCGUUCCUCCUUGCUCACGUGCCAUGUUUCCUACAUCUGAGUCCGUCAACCUGGAGUAUCUAUGAGUAGUUACUGUUUAUCCACCAAGGAGACCAGUUCCGUUCCUGGUGCUGUUACCUCCCUCACUGAUGAUGUCACCGGCUCAGUUCAACAGGGGCAUCCUUACCGAAGACAGAUAGACAACAGAGCCAUUUUGACCGCACCGGAGUGCGAAGGGAAAGGCGAAGAAUUGAAGAGCUCCUUGUUUCCCUUUUCUCCAUUUCACCGCUUUUCUCCACUGGCAGAGCCUGGCCAGUGGAGGGGUUGGGCCGCAGCCGGUUACACCUCCGCCUCCUCCUUCUCAGCCCCCGGAGAGGAGAGGCUGACACCAGACGCCGGAGCAUCAGUUUGAGGAGCGGAGUCUGGGAUCAGGUGGAAGAGGUUCGGAAGCUGGGCGGUUAAAAAAACCAGAGGAGGACGUUACUGGUUCUGCAUAGACCUGCAGGCCCUGUCCCGGGGCUCUAAAGAAAGCACAGCGGGAGGCUAGGAAGACAGCAGCACCAUGGCCGGGGCCUCUGUGAAAGUGGCGGUGCGAGUCCGCCCGUUCAACUCCAGGGAAAAUGGAAUGGACAGCAAAUGUAUCAUUCAGAUGUCUGGAAACACCACCACCAUCAUCAAUCCCAAACAGGCCAAAGACAACAAGAGCUUCAACUUUGAUUACUCGUACUGGUCUCACACCACGCCCGAGGAUGUCAAUUAUGCCUCUCAGAUGCAAGUGUACAAAGACAUCGGGGAAGAAAUGUUGCUGCACGCCUUUGAAGGUUACAAUGUGUGCAUCUUUGCCUACGGCCAGACCGGUGCUGGCAAGUCCUACACCAUGAUGGGUAAACAGGACGUCAAGGACCAACAAGGAAUCAUUCCCUUGAUGUGUGAAGAUCUUUUUACUAAGAUCCACAACAACGCAGACAACAGCAUGGCUUACUCUGUGGAAGUCAGCUACAUGGAGAUCUACUGGGAACGUGUGCGGGUGAACCCCAAAAACAAAGGACACCUGCGUGUGCGAGAGCAUCCUCUGCUGGGUCCUUACGUGGAGGAUCUGUCCAAGCUCGCCGUCACCUCCUACAACGACAUCCAGGACUUGAUGGACUCUGGAAAUAAGGCCAGGACUGUGGCUGCCACUAACAUGAAUGAGACCAGCAGCCGCUCACACGCCGUCUUUAACAUCAUUUUCACUCAGAAACGUCACGAUGCUGAAAGUGACAACUCUACCGAGAAGGUUAGUAAAAUAAGUCUGGUGGAUCUGGCUGGCAGUGAGAGGGCAGAUUCCACUGGAGCUAAAGGAACAAGGCUGAAGGAAGGAGCAAAUAUCAACAAAUCCCUAACGACUCUGGGCAAAGUCAUCUCUGCUUUAGCCGAAGUGGAUUCUGGACCAAAUAAGAAUAAGAAGAAGAAAAAAGUGGAAAGCUUCAUUCCCUACCGAGACUCAGUUUUGACCUGGCUGCUGCGAGAAAACUUGGGGGGUAACUCGCGCACUGCCAUGGUAGCUGCUCUGAGUCCUGCUGACGUCAACUACGAUGAGACUCUCAGCACACUCAGGUAUGCAGACAGAGCCAAACAGAUCCGUUGCAACGCUGUCAUCAACGAGGAUCCCAACAACAGAUUGGUGCGUGAGCUUAAAGAGGAGGUGGCCCGACUGAAAGACCUCCUCCUCUCCCAGGGCCUUGGCGACAUCAUUGAGACAUAUCGAGCAACCGGUGCAGAUAUAGAGGGUUUGAAAUGCCUGUCUGAUCACAAGAACAAUAACAAUACAGGUCAAGCUGUCAAUCAAAGGGGUGAUCUCUCCACAGUGACUAAUGCCAUGACAGGGAUGAGUCCGUCUCCGUCCCUCUCAGCCUUGUCCAGCCGUGCUGGAUCCAUCGCCAGUCUGCAUGACCGCAUUAUGUUCAGUCCAGGAAGUGAGGAAGCCAUUGAGAGGCUGAAGGAAACAGAGAAAAUCAUUGCUGAGCUCAAUGAAACCUGGGAAGAGAAACUUCGCCGCACAGAGGCCAUUCGAAUGGAAAGAGAGGCCCUGCUGGCCGAAAUGGGUGUUGCAAUACGGGAGGACGGUGGAACAGUGGGAGUGUUCUCCCCUAAGAAAACGCCUCAUUUAGUGAACCUUAACGAGGACCCUCUGAUGUCUGAGUGUCUGCUGUACUACAUUAAAGAUGGAAUCACCAGGGUUGGUCGCUUAGACGCCAGCAGUCGUCAGGAUAUCGUUCUAAGUGGCCACUUCAUCAAGGACGAGCACUGCACCUUUACAAGCAGUGAUGGUCCUUUGGGGGAAACUUCUGUUAUCCUGGAGCCCUGUGAAGAGGCUGAGACCUACGUCAAUGGGAAGAGAGUGACAGAAGCUACUGUACUCAAAUCAGGGAAUCGAAUCAUCCUGGGGAAGAGCCACGUGUUCCGUUUCAACCACCCCGUUCAGGCUCGAGCGGAGAGGGAGCGGACGCCCUGUGCUGAAACGCCAGUCGAGCCCGUGGACUGGGCCUUCGCUCAGAGGGAGCUACUGGAUAAACAGGGCAUCGACAUGAAACAAGAGAUGGACCAGAGGCUGCAGGAGUUGGAGGACCAGUACCGCAAAGAAAGAGAGGAGGCCAACAACCUCCUGGAACAACAGAGACUAGAUUAUGAGAGCAAGUUGGAAGCUCUACAGAAACAAGUGGAACGAUACCACCCAGACGUUCCCGAGGAAGAGGAGGAGCUGGAAGAAGAAGCACAAUGGACAGAGGCGGAGAGGGAGCUGGCCGUGUGGGGCUUCCGUAAGUGGAGGUGCUACCAGUUCACCUCGCUCCGUGACCAGCUGUGGGGAAAUGCCAUCUUCCUUAAAGAGGCCAAUGCCAUCAGCGUGGAACUCAAGAAAAAGGUCCAGUUCCAGUUCGUGCUGCUCACGGACACCCUCUACUCUCCUCUGCCUCCGGACUUCUCGCCCUCUGAGGAAACCAAGGAGAGGGAUAAAAGGCACUUCCCACGUACCAUUGUGGCGGUGGAGGUGCAGGAUCAGAAGAAUGGAGCCACACAUUACUGGACAUUAGAGAAAUUAAGACAACGGCUGGAUCUGAUGAGGGAGAUGUACGAUCGCGCUGCUGACGUGCCCAACAACACCAUUGAGGACAGCGAAAAUGUGAUGACCGGAGGCGACCCCUUCUACGACCGCUUCCCCUGGUUCCGUCUGGUCGGAAGAAACCCCAUUUUCAACACAUGCAUGAGUGAGCGCAUGAGUGACCCCACCCCUUCCCCAACCCUCUCCAACUCUGAAAUUACUGAGCUGGCUAACUCACAGCGAGAGGGUCAAGGGGAGGAGGAAGAGUUGGAGGAGUUGGAGGACCUGGACGAUGAUAUCUUUUUGGAGGACCCGUGUUUGGAGCUCGGGGGAGAGGAUGAUGAUGAUGAUGAUGGUGAUGAUGAUGAUGAUGAUGAUGAUGAGAGAGAGCUCUGCCGAGGCUCCAGCGAAGGCCAGGAUCCCUUUUACGACCGCUCACCAUUAUUCAGUGUAGUGGGAAGGGCCUUUGUCUAUCUUAGCAACCUUCUGUAUCCAGUUCCGCUCGUCCACCGCGUGGCCAUUGUCAGCGAGAAAGGAGAAGUGAAAGGCUUCCUGCGGGUGGCCGUGCAGGCCAUAUCAGCUGACGAGGAAGCUCCUGACUACGGCUCAGGAGUGCGGCAGUCUGGCACGGCCAAGAUUUUAUUUGAGGAUCAGCAGUAUGAAAAGUUCCAGUCGGAGUUCUGCUCUGCGGGACUAUCUCGAACAGGGAUAUCACACGAGGAGCUUCGUAUUGUGGAGGGCGAGGGGCAAAGCAGCGAAGCGGAACCCUCAGCCGAUGAGGUCAACAACAACACAUGUGCGGCUGGUGGAGAAGAGCGGGAGAGUCCACUGAAGGCCAGUCUUGACGAUUCUCUGGAGCACCUGAAGAUUGGUGAUGUUUUCACCUUCAGGGUGACGGUCCUGCAGGCUUCCAGCAUCUCCGCAGAAUACGCCGACAUCUUCUGUCAAUUCAAUUUCAUCCACCGCCACGAUGAGGCCUUCUCCACCGAGCCCCUGAAAAACACCGGUCGUGGACCUCCUCUUGGCUUCUACCACGUGCAGAAUUCUCCCUGCAGUCCAUUAACAUACUUUUUUUUAUGUUUUGGCUUUUGCAGACAGUUUCUUGAUUCGGACAUGCCUAGCAUUUCCUUGGGAGUUGACCAUAGGACCUUCUAUCGCUUCGAAGCCGCUUGGGACAGUUCCAUGCACAACUCCUUGCUGUUGAACCGCGUUACUCCCAACGGCGAGAAGAUCUACAUGACCCUGUCAGCAUAUCUGGAGAUGGAGAGCUGCACUCAGCCCGCAGUCAUUACCAAAGACGUAUGCAUGGUGUUCUACUCUCGAGACACGAAGCUCUCGGCGUCCCGCUCCAUCCGCAACCUUUUUGGCACUGGUAGCUUAAGAGCAGCAGACGGAAACCGAGUAACUGGAGUUUAUGAGGUCAGUCUCUGUAACCUGGCAGAUAUAGGAAGUCCAGGUAUGCAGAGAAGACGCAGGCGGGUGCUGGACACCUCGGUUGCCUACGUCCGUGGGGAAGAGAACCUUGCUGGGUGGAGACCUCGCAGUGACAGCCUCAUUUUGGACCACCAGUGGGAGCUGGAGAAACUGAGCCUCCUUCAGGAUGUGGAGAAAACCAAACAUUACCUCCUGCUGAGAGAGAAACUGGAGUCCACUCUGCUCACGGGCCAAGAGGCCAGUAUCGCCGAGGAGCUGAGUGAGUCUCCUCAGCCCGCCGAGGUUGACCCAGAGGUCAGCUUCAGUACAGAAUUUACCACUGAAAGGCAGAGGGAGCUCGCUGCCAAGUGUUUACGGCUGCUCACCCACUCCUUCAACAGAGAGCACGGCCACGUGUGUGUCAGUGCCAGUGAGAGCAAGAUCUCAGAGAUGUCCGUGACGACCCUGAAAGAAUCCGCUUCCGUUUCCGCCCUCAACACCAUCACGCCCUCCUCUACGUGCCCUUCGCUGGUGGAGGGCUGCUACAGCGCUGAACUCAGACCUCCAGUGCUGCGCUCCCGUGCCGUUAGCCCCAGUCCUGAAUCAGAGCAGGAAACAACAGAGACGACAAAAAGCAGCGAGGGAGUUCCCGAAGUCAAGCCUCGCAUCCACAGAUUUAUCCCCGAUAUCCAGGAGAUCAGAGUGAGUCCCAUCGUGUCAAAGAAGGGUUACAUACAUUUCUUGGAGCCACAAACCAACGGGUGGGUGAAGCGCUACGUCAUGGUGCGACGGCCAUACGUCUACAUCUACAACACAGAAAGAGACGCCGUGGAGCGAGCCAUUCUCAAUCUGUCCUCCGCUCAGGUGGAGUACAGUGAGGACCAACAGGCAAUGCUCAAGACUCCACACACCUUCGCUGUGUGCACACAACACAGAGGGAUUUUACUUCAAGCCACCAGUGACAAAGAGAUGCAUGACUGGCUGUACGCCUUUAACCCCCUCCUCGCUGGAACUAUCAGGUCAAAGCUGUCAAGAAGACGAGCCGGACAGAUGAGGAUGUAAAACACAGACAGAAGGUUUCAGGAGAACGAUCAUAAAGACUUCAAUGUACAUAGAUCCAAAUUGCACCCCCCCGGCCCCCAUUCUUGUGCUGAGCCCAGCUACCACUGUCGCAACCAAUGCUUCUUCCCUGUGUGUUCUUAUUUCAUCACCUGGCCUUGCCGGCCUAAGCGCUCACGUAGUGUCGGUUUUUUGUUGUUUUUUUGCCACAGUGUGAGUCUUGUAUUCCGGAGAACUCCUUGGGAAAGCUGUCACCGUUCUGUCUGAUCAACCGACGAAUACAGAGGAAGUAGCAACAGUUUCUUAUCUCAGAUUACAUAUGUAUGGUAAUGUACUGUAGUUAUUGUCAGUGACACCACGCCUUAUAUAACACACCUUGAAAUGUAGUGACACGUUCCUUAUUUAGAGCUGCCAUGGCAACGGGGGGAUCACGUCGCGACGGUAACUAGUCAAAGUAGCAGAUUCUUCUGAACGCUGUCGUAAUGUAAACACUGUCAGAACAGGUUCGAGGACGACGUACGAGGAGAUAAUGCACAAAAACAAAAAAAAAAGAAAAGAAAAGAAAGGAAAAUCUUUGACUGUUAAGCGCAACUCUAUAGAAUAUUUCUUCUUUCUGCUCCGUGAAUCCUCCUGAAUUUGAGUCUUUCACUUCGAGCUACUUAGAAGCUUCGGCGCAUCACGUUGAAUUACACACAGCUUGACAAGAGAACGGCAACUCAACGGACGGUUUAUGUUCACGUGGCCCGAGUGGCCGUCACGUUUUCAUUUUCAUUUUCGAACUAACCGCGAUCACACUAAUCCUGUAACAUUUCAUUUCGUCUUUAAAUGUGAUAUAUAUAUUUAGAUAUUUACCAGCUAAAUUAUUUAUUUCUGCGUGUAUUUAUUUAUUUAUAAAGACGUUUAUAUUUCUUAACGGUGCAAUCUAUGCACGCUGCACUUUUAAUAUCAGUUCCGCGAAGGUUUCAGUAAUAAAGUCUCACACCCCUCACGUCAACACUGCUGAAGUAUUUUGAAAAAAUACCCGAUGGUUGGCUUGUUUCUUCGUCUAAUUGGCUGAUAGAUUGCAUCCGCCCUUAAUUAGCUAAUAUUAUUGAGAAGUUUAAAAUAGAAAAUACUCACGCACAUGCUGCAAUGUUGGAUGGUUAAAAAGGUUGAGCUGUAGUGCCUCUCCAUGCCUCUGCACCAGUUACUCACAGCCUACUUCCUGACAUAGUACUACUCUCAAAAUCCCUACAUCACUCCUACAUUCAUAAAUCACAAAAUAUUCCUACUCAAUCCAAAGGACUCAUUUACUCUCCUAAUGUCAUAUUACAACAGAUGUUUCCUUAACACACAGUAUACCAGAUAAUUUCGUCUUUGGAGAAGAAAUGAUCUGGGGCAGGUCAACACCUGCUUUUUUGCUUAAUCUAGGGAUCGAAAUUGUGAAAAUCAAAUUAUAGCUUGUUAUAUGUAUGUCAAAAACUGUUGAAAACUUUGCUAAUUUUAACAGUUUUUUUGUCAAGUUAAAGUUAAAGAAUAUCUCAUGUCAGGCUGUGAAAUCACAACAUCUGUCUUAUAACUUUCAGCCUCCUUGCUACAGCUCUCCAGUUUGUCUAUGACAUAUUUGUUUGUCAUGUUGUCAUGGAUACUUGUGACAGAGAAAGGGUUUUUUUUUUUUUUUCUCUUUUUCAUUUUAUAAUUGAUGAAAAAAUGGGAACUGACAGGAGAUCGUGCCUCAGGUCAGCCAGCCUGGAGAGCAUGUCCUCUGACAGAAAUGUCAUGUCACGUUUGUAUGACAACAACACAAGUGAUCUGUUUAAAAAACUGUUUAUAGUCAACUGUUUAUUCAACUCAACCCUUAAAUGUAAUCACUUCUUUCAUUCCGAGUUUUUUUGUGUGUUAAGGACAUGAAAAUGAAAAAAAAAAAAAAACUCAACUACAAACAUGCACCACUGGCAGUAGGUUGGUAAUGAAGAAUGAAUGUCUGUCUGUAUGCUCUGCUUGUAUUGUGAUCAAUGGGGCGACUGUGCUCCCUCACUGGCGUCUUUGGCUGCAGAUACUACACCUGUUUAUCCAUCUCUAAUUUCAUCGCUGAGAGAAAAUACCUGGUGCACACUCUACGCUGUCGUUUCCGUCUCAUUUCCUCCUUAAAUGUAAGCUCCACUUGUUCCUCCUUUUUGUUUUCACCGUGUGUCACAUGUGAGCCAACCAAAGGUUCGUUGGUGCAAUUACAAAAAGAAUACAAUGCUGAAUGUAAAUCGAUAUAAAAAAAGCCCUUAUUUUGCUGAAGUGAUUGUUUCAAUUUGUGAUAGUGUGAUUUUUUUUUUUUUUUUUUUUUUAUCGGUUAUAGGUGGAUUAAAAUCAGGGAGCCCUAUAGAGCAUACCUGUCAUAUUCUGCCUGCUGCUCUAUGGAUGUAUUCACUUCAGUAUGGCCCUGCCACAUCAUAUACAGAUUACAGCUGCUUAUUUUACUGUCCCACUCUCACUUUUAUCUCAGCAUCGACCUUUACAAUCCCGUCACACUCUCACUUUUAUCUCAGCAUCGACCUUUACCAUCCUGCUCUGACAAUUUUCAGGAACUCUACCCUUUUUCUAGUCCUUCUCUCCUUUUAAGGAAUGUCAUUUGGAUUUUUGUGCUUCCACAUCUUAUCUCAUUUUUCACACUAUUGAUUUUUUUUUUUUUUUUUUUUUUGCAUUGUACAUAAACACGAUUGCUGUGAACACUGUAUUAUAAUGUUGCAUCCAUUUACAAGAAUCCCAGACGGGCAGUAGUGAAGUCAGUGUUGCUCAGUGUUGGAGUUUUGCGUCAAAUGUUUGUGUACACUAAAAACAUUGUCAUGUAUGAAAUAAACAUGAAAAUUAUGCAACA
Cynoglossus semilaevis (tongue sole) is the source of this 8680-nucleotide messenger RNA. RefSeq names its product kinesin-like protein KIF1A. Gene Ontology annotation, biological process: microtubule-based movement. The record is from RefSeq and is a predicted model, not a curated record. Lineage: Eukaryota; Metazoa; Chordata; Actinopteri; Pleuronectiformes; Cynoglossidae. Gene Ontology annotation, molecular function: microtubule motor activity; ATP binding; microtubule binding.